Scedosporium apiospermum is the source of this 816-nucleotide messenger RNA. RefSeq lists its product as uncharacterized. The record is from RefSeq and is a predicted model, not a curated record. The coding region runs from base 1 to 816 and encodes 271 amino acids. The transcript is spliced from 2 exons. NCBI's taxonomy places the organism in Eukaryota, Fungi, Ascomycota, Sordariomycetes, Microascales, Microascaceae.
AUGCGCAGACCUAUCCUCCUAACAGCCCUAUUCGCCACCCCGGCCCUCCUCCAAGAACAAGGCCUCGCCUUCUCCAUCGGCAACAUCUCCGGCACCGGAUCCGGCUGUCCCGAGGACUCCUGGGGUCUUUUCGUCGAGGCGGGCGAGUUCGGCUUCAUCGAGUUCAACGCGACGAUCGGUCUCGAGGACGAGAGGCCGCAUUUGGAUUGCAAUCUCGCGAUUGAGCUUAAUGAAGUUCAGAAGGGCCAUAGGGUUGUGCUGAGGCAGGUGAAUGUUGGUGGGAGGGCGGGGAUGGACGAGGGUGUGCAGGCUACGAUACGGACGAGUACUUCCUGGACUGGCGAAGAGGGUAGUGAGUUAUCAGAGGACCAAGUCCUUCUCGGCAGCGCCGUCGGCAUCGAAUUCCCGCUCGAGUUCCAGGCAGGCGGGGCCUUCGCCGAGCAAGCUAGCAAGUGCGGUGACUCGUCGGUCGAGCUGAACAUCCAUGUGGAUGUGUUAUUGGAGAGAGAGAAUGAUGAGGGAUCCGGAGUGUGCAGUGUAUUAGCCACAGCUUUGAGGCUCGACGUUGAGCCUUGCGAGGUAGAGGGUGAGACUCCCGUCGAGGAAGCCCCUGAGGAGGAGGCUCCUAUCGAAGAGGGCUCGGGGGAAGAGGCCCCUGCUGAAGGAAGCAAGGAAGAUGAUGAGUGUGUUGUGGAUGAGGAGGGGGUGGUGGAUGAGCCUGCCGAGCCUGAUACGCCGGAGGAGGUAGUAGAGGAGGAGGAAGGAGAGGAAGCGCCGCCGGUUGAAGAAGAACAGCCUGCGGAGGAAGAGCCGUGA